CGGGUAUCACAGUUCAUCUGCUUCGUGUUUUACAAAGAUCUACUCUUAAAGCAGUAUGAAGUCGACGAUUGCCAUAUUACUUUUAGCUACAGCAGUCCUUGCUGAGAAUACCGUGAAGAAAACUGCGAAACGUGGUGUCUUUGGAGAAGGUAUUGCUCUUGGAGGCGGUAGUUAUGGUGGUUAUGGAGGAGGACAUGGUGGAGCAAUUAGUUUAGGAAGUUCAUCGUUAGGGCUUGGUCAUGGUGGCAUUGGUUUGGGAGGAGCCGAUGUUAUCUCUUCUGGAGGAUUGGGAGGAUAUGGAGGAGGAUAUGGAGGAGGAUAUGGAGGAGGAAUUGGAGGAGGAUUUGGUGGUGUUGGAAUUGGAGGAGGUGGUAUUGGAGGAGGUGGUAUUGGAGGAGGCGGAAUUGGAGGAGGAGCUAUUGGCCAAGCAGUAAAUUUGGGAACAUCUGUUCAUACCCAUCAUACAGUUACCAAUAGAGUUGGAAUCCCAAUUCCUCAACCUUACCCAGUUACAGUAACAAGGAAUGUUCCAGUACCAGUACCUCAUGCAGUGCCAGUACCAGUAGAUCGUCCUUAUCCUGUUCAUGUUCCAAAACCAUACCCAGUUCCAGUAGUUAAAAAUAUUCCGGUACCAGUUGAGAAGCCAGUACCAGUUCCAGUUAGUGUACCAGUAAAGGUUGCAGUACCACAACCCUACCCAGUAGCUGUGCCACAUCCAGUGCCUGUUCCAGUACACAAACCAAUUCCAGUUCCAGUCCAUGAACCAAUUCUUAUCAAAAAACCAGUACCAGUCGUAGUCGGUGGAGGACAUUAUGGUGGAUUUUCAGGCGGAAUCAGCGCUGGUGGUUAUCUAGGAGGCGGUCAUGGUUUGUCUCUUGGAUCAAUCGGAUCUUCUUUCGGACAUGGAGCCUCUUUCGGAGGACUUGAAAGCCAUGGUUCUUAUGGAAGUUAUGGUGGCUCAUAUGGUGGUUCGUAUGGUGGCUAUGGAAAGGGAUGGUAAAGAAGUACAAACUGUGAUUGAGACGAUGAAUUUGGAACGGCUAUUGGAUUGAUUUUGAAUGAUUCAAAAAUAGAAAAAAAGAACUAGUCUGAAAUGGA
Onthophagus taurus is the source of this 1098-nucleotide messenger RNA. Its product is annotated as putative H/ACA ribonucleoprotein complex subunit 1. NCBI's taxonomy places the organism in Eukaryota, Metazoa, Arthropoda, Insecta, Coleoptera, Scarabaeidae. The record is from RefSeq and is a predicted model, not a curated record.